UACAUACCUAAUUUUUCGUACUUAAUCGAUUUUAAUCUCAUGAGCCCGAAUGGCAACCAUGAGGUUGAAACAAAAUCAUAUUUUACUUCAAUUUUUCGAAUAGGUAAUUUUAUGGCCAAUUGAAAUUUUUAACUGCUUGUUUUAUUGAACACCUUUCAGCUGUCCUUUCGUAGACCCAAUAUGAAAGGCAUUCUUCGCCUAUUUGUGGUUCUUAUUGCAUUGAAAGUGAUAAUCGCCCAAGAUGAUGAAACCCAAGAAGAUGACGAACAGAAUAAUGACGAAAACACACCCGAAGAUGAACGUAAUGCGUAUCCAGAUGAAGACCCAAACAAUGCCGAUCAAAUGAAUCACCCUCCGCAAAACAAUCAUCAACCUCCAUUCCAGUAUAAUCCACCACCGCAAUACGGUUAUCCACCUCAAAACAAUUAUCCUCCACAGUAUCCGAAUGAUUACCAGGUCCAACCGAACUAUCCUCCACCACCUCAAAAUGGCUAUCCACCUCAGGGCAAUAAUUAUCCUCCACCUCCUCCGAACGACUAUCCGCCUCAAGACAAUAAUCCUCCCCCUCCUCAAAAUGGCUAUCCACCUCAGGGCAAUAAUUAUCCUCCACCUCCUCCGAACGACUAUCAGCCUCAAGACAAUCCUCCCCCUCCUCAAAAUGGCUAUCCACCUCAGGGCAAUAAUUAUCCUCCACCUCCUCCGAACGAGUAUCCACCUCAAGACAAUAAUCCUCCCCCUCCUCCUCAGAAUGGCUAUCCACCUCAGGGCAAUAACUAUCCUCCACCUCCUCCGAACGACUAUCCACCUCAAGACAAUAAUCCUCCCCCUCCUCAGAAUGGUUACCCGCCCCAAAACAAUGAUCAGCCACCACCUCCGAACAAUUAUCCACCGCAAAAUAACUACUAUGCCCAGAACAACCAGCCUCCGCCUUAUCAAAACAACUAUCCACCACCCCCUCAAAAUCAUUAUCCGCCACCCCCUCAAAACAACUAUCCACCACAUCCUCAGAACAAUUAUCCACCACCUCCUCAAAAUAACUAUCCUGCACCACCACCAGCAAAUGGGGAAAUCCGAUGUGAUUGUGGUGAAAUAGCUAAGAAAACUGUUGUGAGAAAAGACACACCAAACAAAGGUCGUACAAUGUAUGUUUGUCCAAGACGACGAGAUGAUCCAGAAAGGUGUAAUUUCUUCUCAUGGGGAGAUCAAGCUGCUGGUGGAGGCGGUGGUAGAUUUAGUGGUGGCUCAAACCGUAAUUAUAAACCCAAAAACAAAAAUUAUGGGAAGUCAAAUUAUGGUAGAUCCAAUGCAGAUAGUCCUCCUCAAGGACCAGCCAAUAAUGGCGACAGCCCUGUAUGUGGGUGUGGUGCUCCGGCUAAAAAAUUUGUGGUGAAAAAAGACACUCCGAACAAAGGUCGCGAAUUUUAUUGCUGUCCUAGACAGCGGAAUGACCCAGACCGGUGCAACUUCUUCGAAUGGGCUUGAAAAGCGAAGGAAAUUUUGCUCAUUAGAUUGUCCAACUGUAUUUUAUUUGGUUAUCCUGAACGUGUCUAUUGGCAAAUUUUGGUGAUGAAGAAAGGAAGAUUGUGUUGUUUACUGGAUAAGACAUUCUACAGUUCAUUGUCCCGAGGAUAUUUUCCCCUAGUGUAUUUUAUAUUUUGUAGAUUAAUUUGAGAACAAAAUGUUUUGUAAAAAUGUAUGCAUUUGUGAGGAGUAAUGACGUGAAUGUGUUCAUUUGUGUAGUACCUACUCGUAUUAUGUGGGUAUACCUAUUGAUUUGCUUGAGUGGAUUCAUGUGUUUUCACUAUAAUUAUGUAGAUAGGUAGUUGAUGUGCGAGCGUCUUUUUGUAUUGAUCUUUAAAUUCAUAUUUUGCAUAAAUGAUUGUACAUAGUGAAUUUUUAAAUUUUAUUAUAAAAUAUUUUAACAAUUGAA
Planococcus citri (citrus mealybug) is the source of this 1930-nucleotide messenger RNA. RefSeq names its product basic salivary proline-rich protein 2-like. The record is from RefSeq and is a predicted model, not a curated record. Lineage: Eukaryota; Metazoa; Arthropoda; Insecta; Hemiptera; Pseudococcidae. Bases 181 to 1482 code for a protein of 433 amino acids. The transcript has 6 exons. Gene Ontology annotation, molecular function: zinc ion binding.